GGGAGGCUCGGAGUGUUAGUAAGCAGAGCGGCCAUCUUGUCGAGCUCAGUCGGGAACUAACUGCCGAGCAGUGAGGGACGGUGAUGCGGAAGAGAGGCCAGAUGUGUUAGAUGAAGGGUUUUUAAUGCGCUUCCGAGCCCGAUUGCCGCUACGUGCGAGAGGCUGUGCGAUAGCGACGACGGAGCAACGACGAUCACCGCGGGACUUUCGCGUGCGAAAAGGCCCGGUACAUCCGAUUAAAAACCUUCAGCAGAGGGGAAGCUGCGGAGGAGCGGAUAGAAGAAGAGGAGGCGGCGGAGGAGGAGGAGGAGGAGGUAGCAGCAGCAGCAGCAGCAGCAGCAGCAGCAGCAGCAGCAGCAGCAGAGGCAGCGGAGAAGGUUCUGGCGAGAGGCAGACGACGACUUAGCUUCUCAUCGACGGAAAGGCUUGGCCGUUUCUCGGCUACAAGAGAAGAAUCGCGACGCCGAGAGGCGGAGAGAGAGAGAGAGAGAGAGAGAGAGAGAGAGAGGAGAGAGAGAGAGAAAGAGGGAGAAGAGUCAGAGCGCGCGGAGGAUGACCGACCGAGAGAAAGUGCAGUGUCAAAGUCUGUGAUAGUAUUUAUAAAAAAAGAAGAAAAAUCCGACAACAUCGGCACCUGUGGACGUGUCAUCGUCGUUCGCGAAAAAGGAAGGACGAACAACCCGCGCGGAGGAAGGAUAUAUAUAUAUAUAUAUAUAAAUAUAUAUAUAUAUAGAAAGAUAGGCUUUAUAUAUUUAUUUAUAUCUGUGAUAUCGACGCUGAUAUACAUCGACUUUCUUCGAGAGAAAUAAGAAGAGACGAAGAGUAAGAGAAAGAAAGAGAGAGAGAGAGAAAUCGCUCCGAAGGGAGAUUAUAUCAGUAUCUUAGUGGAUAGGCUUUUUUGUAUAUAUACGACUGACUCUUUUUUAUAAUUAUUGCCACCGGUGCGAAUCACGAGAGAGCACGUACGCUCGGACAGAUCUCUCGAUAGUGCGAACCCACCGCGAUAUUCUCGGCGCUCCUUCCCGGACGUCAUCGUUGGACGAGAGCGAAGAGCGAGCAAAGAGGAAACAUGGUGGAGAAGAUCCUGGAGGAGAGAGAGGACGGCAGUCAGGAGGCCGGACGAGGCGAUGGCACCUGCCGGGAUGUAGCUUCGACGGGGGAGACCAUGAGCGCGGUGCAAGCUCGUCAGGAAGAGGCGAGACGCAAGAGGCGCAGGAAGAGACGCUCCGGCUCGUCCGUGGUGUCCUCCUGCUUCCAAGAAUUGUACAAGCUGACCGGAGAAGUUCUCGGGGAGGGUGCUUACGCUUCGGUCCAGACCUGUACGUCCCUCUACACGGAUCUCGAGUACGCCGUAAAGAUCAUCGAUAAGAUUCCCGGACACGCGCGUGCUAGAGUGUUUAAGGAAGUCGAAACGUUCCAUCAUUGCCAGGGCCAUCCAAACAUCAUACAGCUGAUCGAGUUCUUUGAAGACGAGGAGAAGUUCUAUCUCGUGUUCGAAAAGAUCAACGGUGGCCAAUUACUGAAUAGAAUUCAGGAACGGGUUCACUUCACCGAGAGAGAAGCGAGUCAAAUCGUCAAAGAGAUUGCGAGCGCGUUAAACUUUCUUCAUAAGAAAGGGAUCGCUCAUAGAGAUCUCAAGCCCGAGAACCUCUUGUGCGUGUAUCCGGACAAGUUGACGCCAAUCAAGGUAUGCGACUUUGAUCUUGGAUCAGGUAUCAAGUUCAACAACUCGUUGUCUAGUCCUGUGGCAACGCCGCAACUUUUGACGCCAGUGGGCAGCGCCGAGUUUAUGGCGCCGGAAGUAGUCGAGGCAUUCAUCGGCGAGGCCAAUUAUUACGACAAACGUUGCGAUCUCUGGAGCCUUGGUGUCAUCAUGUAUAUUCUGCUCUGCGGCUAUCCGCCCUUUUACGGCAACUGCGGCACUGACUGCGGUUGGGGCAGAGGGGAAAAUUGUCAAGCUUGUCAGGAAUUGCUGUUCACCAGUAUUCAAGAGGGCAGAUACGAGUUUCCCGAUAAGGAGUGGAGAUGCAUCUCCGAGGAUGCGAAAGAUUUGAUUAGAGGCUUGCUCGUCAAGGAGGCACAUCAGAGGUUCAGCGCCGAUAGUAUUUUGAAACAUUCUUGGAUUAAUCCCGGGCCGACUUCCGUUGAAACUGGUGAUCGAUCGCUCACCACACCUCAUAUCAUAAGGAGGAACAACUCCGCUAGAGAACUCUCAGCGUUCGCUGAGUCCGCAAUGGCUGUGAAUCGUGUGGUACUUCAGCAUUUCUCUCUAAAUCUCGAGGAGCUGGCGGAGAACCGGGAACCUAGACUGUCUACGUCGUCGACCGACGACGACAAUCAUCCGUACGGUCACAUGUCCGACUCGAGCAGCGAGUUAUCCGAGAACAGCAAGCACUUGACGACGCAUUCUUCUAGCGAAUUUGACGGUUUGCGACAAAAGUCGUGUUCCGUGCGCUCCAGCGUCGAUUUGAACGAUUCCAAGAUCAUCGGUAAGAAUCGCAUCAUAAGCAAAGACUCGCUGCAAAAUUUGUUUGGGCUGUCACCGCCAACCGAGAGUCGUCUGAUGCAGCGCCGUUUGAAGGCACGCUCCGACCUACUCGAACGUCAGACCGGCAAAGCGGUAAUUGCGUCUCCGAGUGGCUGAGAGAGAUCGCAGUAGUACCGCCGAUCGCUCUUUCUCAUUACAGUAUCACUUGUCUCUUUGUAGCUACGUGAGAACGAUGUACAAUACUUUUUUCCAAGGCUUAGGAAGCUAAUGUGUAGCGUAAGUCGAGUCUCUGAUUCUACGCGGAUAUAACGAGAACAGGCUCAAUCCAUUUACGGUAGUGACGACAGCGAUAAUAAUCGAAUAAAAAAUAUUUUCGCCGCGAAAAAUGAUCGAAAAGAAUAUCUCACCGUUAUCUUUUCUUUCUUUUCAAUAAGCUUCUUUUGUUUUAAACCUUUGUUUUUUUAGCAGACAAUUUGAUGACAAACAGAUUGUUUUUCUUUCCAAGAUAAAAUUUCAGGUAUCCCCUAUUAAUUGCAAAUUGAUUAAUAUAACGUGACAUAUACAUACAGUUGUAACAUUGCAUAGUAUAGCUAUUAUUAAAAUAAUGAAUAAAAAAUAUAAAAUAAGAAAUUUUCGGUUAGAAUGUAAAUCUUGAUUAUAAUAUAAUAUUAUAUGCACUUGUAAGUGUGCAUUAAAGCGUGCACCUUGCGAUACGUAAGAAAAACAUUUAAUAUUAUCGAUAAAAAAAAAUGAAGAUAUUACAGUUUGACAUUGCGCGUUAAUAAUCUUGGAAAUAAAAACAAAUCUGAUUUCAUCAUCAUCGCCUAAUCUUCGUGUAAAGCUGCGUGUUGCUCGUUACUCACGCAGUUACAUAUUAUUAUAUAUUGCACAGAGCUAUCUACACGACACGCGCAUCUAACAUUAUAUCACUCAUGGAUGGAAAAUCGACUUUCAAAUAUUUUAUUCAUCCAUAUGUCAACAUUUAUAUGCAAACGAGUCAACAUUGCAAAGCACUCUGAGGAAGUAAAUUGAUUCGAAAGUACAUUGAUGCGUCGACUCUGACGCAAUCUUAUUCUUUCGCUACGUAUCAGAAACGUAUGUUGAAACAAAAAUACGCGUGUAGACAGAUUAUUAACAAAAAAAAAAAAAAAAAGAGGAGAAAGAUGAAGACUCUCGUGAUCGUGAUAGUUCGUGUGUUAUUCUAACGCACGCGAAUGCUUUAUUACAUAAAUAUUUUUUUUUUAAAUUUGUUUGCGAAAUCCCCUUCAGUUAAAAAGAACAAAAAAAAAACAAAAAAAAAUCGACGAACAUAAUUGACGCAAGGCGAAAAAGAUGUUCCUUUUAUUGCUUUUUUGAUAUUGUUUCAAGUAUAUUCGAGCCAUAAUAUACAUACAUACAUAUAUAUUAUAUAUAUAUAUUCUCGAACGAAAUAAACGAGUGAAUGUCUCAGCCCACAGGUGCAGAUUAUAGUUUGCUCAUAUAUAGAGAUAAAUAGAAAUGCGAUAGAUCGUAAGUCAACGCAAGAUUUCAGAGCGACAUUCAAAGGGUGGAAGCACGAAAGUGGAUGAAAAGAGAGAAUGAGCUGCUCUAGCUUCGUUUGCAAUUUCGCAUUUUUGUGUAUUAAAUCACGAGAUAAUAUUUAUCGAUAUAAUAAUGUUAUAUAUUUUCGUAGAGUUUUAUUGACCCUAAAAUUGUUUUAUAUAUAACACUAGUUCAAUCCACGAUAAUGCUUUAUAUUCUUUUUCUACAAAUUAUUUGCAUUCAUCUAAAUUUUUCUCGCUAUAAUUAUGCACGAAUUCGUGAAACAAAAAAUUGAGUGAGAAAUUUCACUUUGAUUUUUAUAAAGAUAAAUCAUCGAUACUUUUUUUUUCUCUUGAUUUAGAGGAAAAAAAAUACAUAUACAAAGCAUUUCUCUCAUUCACUUCUUGCUGAUGCGGAUGGACCGAUUUUACUCAGGGCAGCUGGGAGACCGCUGCGUAUUAUUCUACAUAAACAUACAAUUUGAAAACUGGGAGAAAAUGUUAAGAGCUAUUUGUGUGUGUAAAAUUUACAAAAUGCAGUCCCUCCAUAAAGCUAAUAUCAGCAAUUGCGUCAGCAUUCGCUUCAAGAUUUCAGGAAGGAUCUUGUAAUUUUGAAAGAGAACAGAUGAAAGAUUGGGAGGGCUGCAAAUGUGUAAUAUGCGUUUGUACAUUAUAAUUGCAUCAUUGGAAACUUUCUUAGAAAGUCAUUCGCUUGCUGUAGGCAGGUACGGCUUUUGUCAACUUUUGUCUUCUUUGUACUUUGUAAGUACCAGUAAGAUAAAGAUUAGUGUUUAUAGCGCGCGCGCAGAUAAAAAUGAGAUUUUAUAUAUAUAUGUGUAUAUGUAUAUAUAUACAUGUAUAUGUACACAUAUAUAUUUGAAAAUUUCCGUGUAAAUAGAAAAGCUACGAUAUAGAGGUACGGAAAGCAAUAUACAAUGUGGGCUCUCUUAUAAAAGGGAGAAUGUUGAAAGAUUAUAAUAUAUAUAUUUAUCGGCCUCUUUGCGCAAAGCCAAAAAAAAAAAAACACUUUGUUCCUUAAUCAGCCAUAGUGUGUCAGAAAUUAUCGUAAAAAUUAAUUUCCCCACUUGUCUUUUUCCUACUUUGUCUUGCGCAAAGUUCUAUACGAUAUACAACUCGUCAAGCAAUUAAGCGUACGCUCGAAAAUCUCCAAAAUUAUUAUCUUUUUCUUAUCGGAUCGCGAAAAAAAGAGAAAAAUAUUCUUUCUUGUAUCGAGCGUGCGUAUAAAAUAUCAAUAUAAGCUCGAAUGUAUAAGUGAAUGCUCUUUAAUAAAAGGACGAAACAGGAAAGAGGUAAUAUAUAUAUAUAUAUAAACAUAUAAGAAGGUAUAUAAAAAGAAGCGUGUGGAGUAAAUGUCGGAGUGUGCAGAGCGUAAGAAAGAAAAUAUAAAAGGAAAAGAAAAAAAUAUACAAAUGGCCAUAAUACGCAGAUCUGUAAGCGUAACGAGUUUAAGAUUGUAUAAUAAAAUGCGAGAGAGUACACUAAAUGUGUGUGUAUGUAUGCGCGGAUGUGUGUAAGGUUGUAACGAAUGAAGAGAUAAGAAACGUGUGAAAAAAACUAAAACUAAUUACUAGCCUUUAAGAAGAAAAAAAGCACCUUGUCAUAAGUUUAUAUAGCAUAAAGGUACCGCUGAGUCAUACCGACCAGAGUAUCAGAUUGUUGUUUACUUUGAUCCCUUUACAUCUUCACGCAUCUAUCUCGAUACAAACGAAUCGAUUUGUAAUAGAUUUUUUUUGUUCGCCCGCAUACACAUGCACGCAUCAUGAGAGUUGAAAACAAAAACAAUGAUGUAUCGAAGAUUGAAAUUGUGAUAAUGCUUUUCGCGUGCCGUGGCUGGACCA
This is a messenger RNA of Camponotus floridanus (Florida carpenter ant), 5867 nucleotides long. RefSeq names its product MAP kinase-interacting serine/threonine-protein kinase 1. The transcript has 5 exons. Gene Ontology annotation, molecular function: ATP binding; calcium/calmodulin-dependent protein kinase activity; calmodulin binding. Gene Ontology annotation, biological process: protein autophosphorylation; intracellular signal transduction; peptidyl-serine phosphorylation. The coding region runs from base 1070 to 2644 and encodes 524 amino acids. The record is from RefSeq and is a predicted model, not a curated record. Gene Ontology annotation, cellular component: cytoplasm; nucleus. Lineage: Eukaryota; Metazoa; Arthropoda; Insecta; Hymenoptera; Formicidae.